AGUCCGUUGAGCUCUGGCAGUCGAGAUGGAGGAGGGCGAGUACGAGUCGGUUCUCUGUGUCAAGCCAGAGGUCCACGUCUACCGCAUCCCGCCGCGGGCCACCAACCGUGGCUACAGGGCCUCGGAAUGGCAACUGGACCAGCCUUCGUGGAGUGGCCGGCUGCGGAUCACUGCAAAAGGGAAGGUGGCCUACAUCAAGCUGGAGGACAAGACCUCAGGAGAGCUCUUCGCACAGGCCCCAGUGGACCAGUUUCCUGGCAGUGCUGUAGAGAGUGUGACUGAUUCCAGCAGGUACUUCGUUGUCCGCAUUGAAGAUGGAAACGGGCGACGUGCUUUUAUUGGGAUUGGCUUUGGAGACCGAGGGGAUGCCUUUGACUUCAACGUGGCAUUACAGGACCAUUUCAAGUGGGUGAAGCAGCAGAGUGAGUUUGCAAAGCAAGCCCAGAACCCAGAUGAAGGCCCCAAAUUGGACCUGGGCUUCAAGGAGGGCCAGACCAUCAAGAUCAACAUCGCAAACAUGAGAAAGAAGGAAGGAGCAGCUGGGACCCCAAGAGCCAGGCCCACCAGCACAGGAGGCCUGAGCCUGCUUCCCCCUCCUCCAGGGGUCAAGACCCCCAUCCUUAUCCCUCCUCCUAGGGAGCAGUUGUCUGUGGGGGGCUCUCUGGUUCAGCCAGCAGUUGUUUCUGGUUCAGGAGGUGCUGCAGAAUCCUGGCCACAAUCUAAGCCUGCUGCCGCUGCCACUGCUGAUGUCUGGGGUGACUUCACCAAAUCCCCAGGGACGCCUUCCAGCCAGUCUCAGCCAGGCACGGGCUGGGUCCAAUUUUGACCUGCCCAACUUUUUCCUCAGCUGACUUCUGUGAAGGAGCUGCCACAUCCAGGCCCAAGGAAGGAGGCAAAGUGCUCCCUGGCUGGCCCCUGGGGCAUCGCUGUCCUCUCCUUGCCAGGCUCUCUUGACAACCUGAGCCUGACUGACAAGAAGCAGUGAAUUGGCACCAUGCCACACUGUUGCUGGGACUCAGGUGCUGCACUGCCAGAAGACAGGAGCAAACACUCCAGGGCUCCCACACCCAUCGCCCUCCUCACUGAGGGACCCAGACUUCUUCCAUCAAGGACCUUAUUAAACGCAGCCCCCAAAGCACAGAAUGGGUUGAGUUUGUGGCCUGGGUUCAGUUCUGCCUCUCGGGUUGGCAGGUAGCCCACAUUCACUGUUGGGCAGGGGACUUCCUGCACUCUGUCAUAGGAGCCAUCCGAUGCCUUCCAGAGGAGGCCUUCCUGGCUGCCAGCCAGUCUCUGAGCUGCAGUGGAGUGGGCUGUCAGGGACACCAGAAGGAUUAAACAGCUUUUUGAAAAUGUUGACACAUUGCUCUGCUAAUAUGCUGACCCGCACUAAUGCUCCCUUGCAAAGGACCCGCUGACAUACUCUUCUCCCUGCCUGAGCCCCGCAGGAAGCAGUGGGAGUCCGCCUGCACACCUGGCUCUCGUCUUCCUCUGGUGGGGCAGGCUCUGGAAGCCAGCUGGGCAGUGUUGUGGGGAAGUUGAAGCACAGAUGGAGCCAGCGCGCCUGUCUUCUGGGUCUGCUCGGGCUCACGGGUUCAUGGUAUAGCUGGCCCACUUGACUUUUCCCUGGUGGCUCCUGGAGGGAUGUGUCUGUGGGCAGUCUCGUUUGUUUGUUGUUUGUUUGUUUCCCUUCAGAGACUGACAGAAGGAGCUCUGUCAGCUGGAAGUCCGGGCCAUCAGGAUUAAUUCAUAAGAAAUUGCCGUCUCUUCAGUGAACCUCAUGCUCAAGUUUCUUUAUAGACUUAACCUUACCUUCAGUUGAAAGGUUUCUUUUUUGAAGGGUCAAGACUGUGCUGACCUCGUGGGACCAGAGUUUUAAAGAUGAAAAAAAUAAAUGUUUUUACUUGUGUACUACA
Messenger RNA from Psammomys obesus (fat sand rat), 1913 nucleotides. RefSeq names its product NECAP endocytosis associated 2 (gene Necap2). Gene Ontology annotation, biological process: endocytosis. Bases 26 to 826 code for a protein of 266 amino acids. Gene Ontology annotation, cellular component: membrane; clathrin vesicle coat. The record is from RefSeq and is a predicted model, not a curated record. NCBI's taxonomy places the organism in Eukaryota, Metazoa, Chordata, Mammalia, Rodentia, Muridae. The transcript is spliced from 8 exons.